GUCUCUACCUUUUUUACUCUCCAUCCAUCCUCUCUUCUCCAUUCCUACCAAACAUAGCUUAAGGCUUUAAAAGAGAAUAAUUUUUGGAAGGGGAUGAGGGAAUGAGGACAGUUUGGUAAGUAGGCCUCAACCCAACCUAGAUUUGGAGUUCCCUCUUCUUGGGUUGACUCUCUCUCUCUCUUUCUCUCUUGAAAGACCUUUACUUUAAAAUACUUUUCUUUGUCCCAAAAAAAACUUUUUGUUUGAUUUUAGGAAAUUAAUUUUUGUUACCCAGUGAUUAAUUUAAUGCUCCUUCCCCCAUUACUGUUCACCUCAAAUUUGCUUUCCCUUUACUGUUUCUCUCUCUCUGGUUUCCUCCAUUGCAAACCAAGCUUCCUUUCCAGCUUGUUCAGGUCCCUCUCUCAUUCACACAGACAAAAUACCCACCAACCAUUUAACCCACCUUUUCUUUUUGUCUCUCUAAAUCCACCCUUUUAUUCAUAUAUUUAAUCUCUUUCUCUCUCUCUCUCUCUCUCUCUCUCUCUCUUUCCCACAUCUUCUUUCUACAUUUUCUCAUCAAAGAUUACAUUUUUGUCUGGCCUUACUUAACCUCUCUUCUCUUCUCUUUCUUUUCUUUUUUUUAAUUUAUAUAUAUAUAUAUUUAUUGUUUAAUAUCAUUCUCUUCUGAAUUGGUUUUGGCCCACUUGAGGCCAGAACCCCUACUUGUAAACUACUCAUCUGGGACUCUUGCCUUUUGAGGCAUCUGGGUUUUGGUGGGUUUCUAUUACUUCAGGUCUACAUUGGCCUAUCUAUGCUUAUUGAGUCUUUUUUGGUUCAAGAAGAAGCUCUUCCUUUAAUUCUCUGGGUUCUCAAGGAAGAAGAUCAAGGUGGUUAGCUUAGAUCAAAAUACUAUUCAAAGGUGGAAAUGUGUUGAGUUCUUUGGACCUGGUACUUAGAACACCUAAUUGGGCUCUGUGUUUCAAUAUCAAGGGUAUCUAUCAGCUAUGGCGUCUGGGGAUUCUUUGAAUGCAGAAUUGUCAAAGAAGACAUCACUUUUCGGUUUAAAAUUAUGGGUUUUGAUAGGCAUUUGUGUUGGAGCAUUUAUUGUUUUGAUCCUUUGUUUCCUUUCCAUAUGGGUUACAUUUCGGCGAAAAUCUAGGAGAUCACUGGACAAGUUUUCACUCAGCCAAAUUCCAAAUAUCUCCAAAGAUAUCAAGGUUGAUAGGAUUGGGGCCGAGAGUACGAAUGAUCGACAGGAUAGUUUGUUUGUGACAGUUCAUGAUAAACCAAGUGAUAAGAAUUCAGAGAAGAUGUUAGUUCACUUAGGGAUGAGCAAAACAAGUGAUACUGAUAACAUGAGUCAAUGCAGCUCGGUUUAUCAUCAUGAUAGAGCAUGUAGCUCGCAAUCAGGGGAAGAAGGAAGCUCUGGAGGUGUCCGCAAGCAGCAGCACUCAUCAACUUAUGGAGGCAUUGUUACAGCUUCUCCUUUAAUUGGCUUGCCAGAAGUUUCACACCUCGGGUGGGGCCAUUGGUUUACCCUUAGGGACCUCGAAUUCGCAACAAAUCGCUUCUCUGCAGACAAUGUGCUCGGUGAGGGUGGAUAUGGGGUUGUUUACAAGGGCAAACUUAUAAACGGAACUGAAGUAGCUGUGAAAAAGCUUCUUAACAAUCUGGGACAGGCAGAGAAAGAAUUUAGAGUUGAAGUGGAAGCGAUAGGGCAUGUACGACAUAAGAAUCUAGUGCGUCUCCUUGGCUAUUGCAUAGAAGGAGUUCACAGGAUGUUGGUUUAUGAAUAUGUGAACAAUGGAAACCUUGAACAAUGGCUACAUGGCGCCAUGCGCAAUCAUGGUACCCUUACUUGGGAAGCUCGCAUAAAAGUGAUUCUUGGUACUGCAAAGGCAUUGGCUUAUUUACAUGAAGCAAUAGAACCCAAAGUUAUUCACAGAGACAUUAAAUCAAGCAACAUUUUGAUUGAUGAUGAGUUCAAUGCAAAGGUUUCUGAUUUUGGAUUAGCAAAACUCUUGGAUUCGGGAGAGAGUCACAUCACAACUAGAGUAAUGGGAACAUUCGGUUAUGUGGCACCAGAGUAUGCUAAUACUGGCUUGUUAAAUGAGAAAAGCGACAUUUACAGCUUCGGUGUCCUUCUACUUGAAUCAGUUACUGGUAGGGAUCCUGUGGACUAUGGGCGAGCUGCUAAUGAGGUUAAUCUUGUGGAGUGGUUAAAGGUAAUGGUGGGUACAAGAAGAGCUGAGGAGGUUGUAGAUCCAUUCCUAGAAGUUAAACCAACGACACGUGCUUUAAAACACGCUCUUCUAGUCGCCCUUAGAUGUGUUGAUCCUGAUUCAGAAAAGAGGCCAAAAAUGAGUCAUGUUGUACGAAUGCUAGAAACCGAUGACUACCCAUUUCGUGAGGAACGAAGAAACAGAAAGAGCCGAACAACGAGCAUGGAAAUCGAAUCAACAAGGGAAAUAUCGGGUUCAUCUGAAAUACCAACAAAAUCAGGUGGGGAUUCAGGAAGCCAAGUAUCUGAAACAACUCACAGAUAGGAUUGACUGACCAACAACAACAACACAUCAUCUCUACCAGAGUAAAAACAACAAAUCUUUCACUAGCUCAUUAAACUACAAUAUAUACAUAUAUAAAGCUCAUUUGGGUCAUGAAUCAUUAGCUGUUGUUACAGUUGUUGCCUUCUCAGGCAUGUGUUUUGGUUCAUUCAAGAAAACAAGAGAUAGAUGCUCCCAAAGUUCCCCCACAAGAGUCCCCAACCCCAAAAAAUUUGGGGUCUACAGAGACAUAGAUAGAGACAACAAAAAAAGAGGCUCUUGUUGUACAGACUUGUCUUUGGAACAGUGGCUUGUCUAUUUCAUUAUCAUAUAUACAUAAUUAUAUAUAAAUAUCUUUUUCUUUCUUUUUUUUUUUAACUGAUUUUUCUUUGGAUUACUGUACUUGGGAUUCAGAAAAAGUAUUAAAUUGGUUUCAUUUCUUUUCCCUGUCUCAA
Molecule: messenger RNA, 2977 nt
Organism: Cannabis sativa
Lineage: Eukaryota; Viridiplantae; Streptophyta; Magnoliopsida; Rosales; Cannabaceae
Product: probable receptor-like protein kinase At2g42960
Exons: 8
Coding region: 984-2525 (513 amino acids)
Biological process (GO): protein phosphorylation
Molecular function (GO): ATP binding; protein kinase activity
Source: RefSeq, a predicted model, not a curated record